Caenorhabditis elegans is the source of this 1521-nucleotide messenger RNA. It is a transcript of the gene M151.1, whose product is annotated as Nuclear receptor corepressor 2. The coding region runs from base 1 to 1521 and encodes 506 amino acids. Lineage: Eukaryota; Metazoa; Nematoda; Chromadorea; Rhabditida; Rhabditidae. The record is from RefSeq and is marked reviewed. The transcript has 15 exons.
AUGGACCAUCCUUUCAGUGGAGAUUUUGGCUAUCACGACGGAGAUCAUUUCCAGUAUCCCAACUUUACCACUGACCAGCAACAAAUUUUCCACUUUGGAAUGAAUAUUGAAGCAAGAUACGAAUCAAUGGAAUUCCAGAUUCAAUCAGCAGGAGUUCCCCAACAUCCAGAUCAUCAUGCUGAUCAUCCGCAUACCUAUGCUCCUCCGGGAUGUAACAAAACCUUCCACACAGCACAAAUGCCUCAGCACACUGCUCCUACAGCUCCGCCAGCUCUUCCAACAUACUCCACUCAUAAAGAGGCCGUUGAACAGUGGAAGAUCUGGCAGGAGGAUCAUGCUUUUUCAGAGAUGUUUAGAAAGUUUGAUGUGCCAAAUCUUCUGUUCAACCCUCUGGGCGAGCAAAGAACUCCCCAAGCAGUUCGAUCGGUGCCCAAGGAUGGAUACAGCUUGUUCCGCUAUCGCCGUAUGGUUUUUGGUGCCAAGGAUCAGCUCAAACACGAUAAAGCAUGGAAUAAUCGAUCACUUCCACAAAAAAGUCGAUGGAAUCAAGCAUCUGUAAAGUUGGCACAAUAUCAGAAGGCUGAAGAAAAAAUGGGCUUCAUCAAAGUUUUUGGAACCGAAGAGUUUCAGAACUAUUCCAAACGUCGGGGACAGACCCGGAACUCUUUUGGUGUCAAUCGGCAGUGGGAUUUGUCAAUUGAAGGAAAAGUCGUGGUCAGAACUUCGGCAUCAGUAGAGCACAGUGGAGCAUCUGGUGCUUCAACUUCAAGCUCCAGCUACAAAACAUCAAGCCAUGGACAACUGACCGAGCCAGCUUCUCUCGAGAGCUACUGGAAAACUCGUUGUCUUCAGCUAGAGCAAGAAAUGGAGAAACUGAGCAACAACAUCAGCAGUCUCACAGUAGAAAAAGAUAAGGAGAUCAAGCUCAUCGUCAAUGAGAACCGGCAGCUGAGAAGCCAACUGAAACAAAAAGACAUAGAAAUCAUUGGAAUCAAAAGCUGCGUUAACUUCCUUCAAGAUCCCCAAAGAGACGCGAAGUCGAUAAAAAAAGAACUUCCUGUCCAAGUUGAUCCGAGCACUCCUAGAGACAAUGAGCUCAUGGAUUGCUCCGAUAUUUCCAUCCCAAUCGCUGCUCCAACCGAGAGCUCAGGCCCCCUUCACUACUUUCCGUCAACGGUCGCCAAGACUGGAGCCCGCCAGCUCUACAAAAUGUGGAAAAAUCACCAUUCCGAGGAGCUUCUGUGCCUUGAGCAGUUUGGAAUAGAUCUUUCUCGCUGGCUUUUCACAGAGGGUUCUCAGACAACUCCACAAAGAGUUCGCAGAGCCACAAGAGCUCAGGAACUCUACAAGUUGGAGAAAACUAGAGGGAUGUACUGGGAAGAUCUUUCAAGAAACGAGCGAAAAGCGUGGAGUGAGAAGCUUACCCAACUGCGGAAACUUCAGAAGAGCUUAGAGGCCUUGAAACUUGUUCAGACUCUGACCUGCGAAGAAUGGAAAAAGAAGGACGAUCUUCUCGUCUAG